AAGGAGAAAGAUGUCAGAACCUUACCAAUAAGUCACAGCUUUGUGGCAAUACAUAGAUUAGUAAAAAUUAUUUAAUUUAAGAUUUAAGAAUUAUUUAAUAAUAGGCCUGAGCUAAUAGGCCAAACAUUAUUGUAAUUAAUAUAGUUUCUAUGUGAUUAUUCCGGUCUGGGCAGCCAUGACACAACAUGCAGUCUCCAGUUAAAACACAUAGAGGCCUAGAGGUCUCUAUAGACAGGAGACAGGAAGUUAUAUGGAUGGGCAGAGAGAGAAAGUGGUAAAGAGGGAGAUCAGCCCUUUUCGGUCUGAAGAGUCAGAAAGGUUGACAACAAUUUUCAAGACAUCAGCAAAUGUUUAGACUGACCAAUUGGUGUUGAAUUAUCUAGAAGAGAGCUCUGUGGAGUCAAUGAGAAGCUGUGAACUUUACCUGCUGAGUAGCUGGGAACAAACAAGUGGCCACCUACAACAGCUCUUCCCUGGGACAUACUGAUUCCCUCUUUCUCAGGAGUCACUAAUUACCUGAUGCAGUGACCUAUGAUGAUGUGCAUGUGGACUUCACUUGGGAGGAGUGGGCUUUGCUGGAUCCUUCCCAGAAGAAUCUCUACAACGAUGUGAUGCUGGAGACCUAUAGGAACCUCACCGAUAUAGGCUACAGUUGGGAAGACUAUAAUAUAGAAGAACAUUGUCAACGUUCUGGAAGACAUGGAAGAUACAGAAAAGGCCAUACUAGAGAGAAUCCCUCUGAAUAUACUCAAUGUUCUAAAGCCUUUUCACAUCACAGUCAUCUUCAGAGGCAUGUAAGAAUUCAUCCUGGAGAGAAGCCCUAUGAAAGUAUUCAAUAUGGUGAAGCCUUUACACACAACAGCAUUCUCCAAGUACAUAAAGCAACACAUGUUGGAGAGAAAACCUUUGAAUGUAAACAAUGUGGUAAAGCCUUUACAUGUGCCAGUAGUCUCAGAAGACAUGAAAGAACACAUACUGGAGAGAAACCCUAUGAAUGUAAUCAAUGUGCUAAAGCCUUUUCACAACACAGUACUCUCCAAAUACAUAAAAGAACACAUUCUGGAGAGAAACCCUACAAAUGUAAUCAGUGUGAUAAAGCCUUUACACUUCACAGUCGUCUCCAAAUACAUAAAAGAACACAUUCUGGAGAGAAACCUUAUGAAUGUAAUCAAUGUGGUAAAGCUUUUGCAUGUGCUGGUAAUCUCCAAAGACAUAAAGGAACUCAUGCUGAAGAAAAGCCCUACAAAUGUAAUCUGUGUGAUAAAGCCUUUUCACGACAAAGUCAUCUCCAAGAACAUAAAAGAACACAUACUGGAGAGAAACCCUACAAAUGUAAUCAAUGUGCUAAAGCCUUUUCACAGCACAGUCAUCUCCGAAUACAUAAAAGAACGCAUACUGGAGAGAAACCCUACAAAUGUAAUCAAUGUGAAAAAGCCUUUUCACAACACCAUAGUCUUCAAAUGCAUGGAAGAACACAUACUGGAGAGAAACCCAAUAAAUGUAACAAUGUGGUAAAGCCUUUGAUUUUCCCGGUAAUCUCCAUAUUCAUAAAGGAACACAUACUGGAGAGAAACCCUGUGGAUGUAAGUAAUGUGGUAAAGCCUUUGCAUGCUUCUGGAGUCUUUGAAAUAAUGAAAAAAAAAUCAUCAUGCAGAGUAACUCUGUAAAUGUAUUAAAUGUGGUAAAGUUUUGCACUUCAUGGUAGUCUUUAUACAAGAGUUAAAGUUUCAGUGUUAACUGGUCUCUUAAAGUUUUUUUAAGUCGUUCUUGAGGACCUGAAAAAAUUAAUACUGAAGGGAAUCUGGACAUAAAAGUUUUGGUAAGAUCUUUAGUCAACCCACUUACAUUCAUUUACAUGAAAUUAUUCUGGGGAAAAAAUGACAGGUGUCACCAAUCUGUUCAAGCAUUAUGAUGUCCCUCUUUAUUUUGCACCUGCAAACUCACACAGACAAAAGCCCUAUGAAUUUAAAUUUUGAGGUAAUCUCUUUUUCUUCCACAGUUCUCUUCAAUUACAUGAAAUAUGUCAUCCAGGUAUAAAACGUAAUGGAUGUGUUUUAGUGCCUUUGUGUUGUUGUGAUCAAACAUUAUGUCUAAGUCAAUUUAAGAAAGAGUUGGUUCUUGGAUCUAGAGGGAUACCGAAAUACCAUGAAAGUGGCAUGGAAGCAAGUGUCAAACAUGGAAGUUAAAACAGACUGCUGAGAACUCACAUCUUCCACCUACAGCCUGAAGUGGAAAGUGGAAAUGGUGUGUGGAUGUGAAAUUGCAUACUCACCCCCAGGGACAUACGUUAUUCAGAAGGGCAAGCAUUAUGUAACUGAGAAAGAUUGAUUUGUCUGACAUCAGUCCUACAAUGCUUGUUUUCUGUUACAUGAACUAGUAUAUGACAAAUAUAAACAGCAAGUAAGCCUUUAGAUGCUUCAACUCCUGUGUUAUAGGAAUAAAUGUAUUCAAGAAAAAAUUUUUUUCAAUGAAAAUCAGAUUGUUUAGUGACUUAAUUUUACUUGUUGCUGUCAGUGUGUCUUUGUAUGGGUAUGUUCAUGUACAUGCUGGUUCCCAAAAGUUUAAACACUUGGAUGUUCUUUAAAAGGAAUUACAGAAAUUUGUCAAAAACCCGCCCUUCAUCCUGGCAAUAAACUUCUCUUAACUGCUUAGCCAUGCCUCUGGCCCUGUAAAUAUGCUAAAACCUUCAUAUAUCAUCUUAAUGUCAGGAAAUAGGAAAUAAUUUAUUCAAAAAAUUCUAUUCAUGUAAACAAUUUAGUAAAGACUUUAGACAUAAUACUUUAAUUCAGUUUCAAGAAAAAUGUUAUUUGAUUUCUUUUUCAUCAUAACCUUGCAGUCAGUAAAUUGGUUACCAUGUUCUGUCAAGAUAGAUGGUGGAGAUUACUGCAAUGUGGUUUCUAUUUUGCAACCUUUGAGGUAGAUGCAGAAGUGUAUGUGGUAAAUCCAUUUAGAGAAAUUUAUUUUGUGGUCCUUAUAUUCUUUACUGGAUUUUUAUUCAUCUUCUUUUAUUCUUUCACUGUGUAAUAGGCAUUUUUCUGUGCAGUGCAUAGAAUGACAUGCCCAGCAUAUAAGUGGUCCAUUGUUUAUUUAGAGGCCAUGUGUGAUCAUGCUUUUGAAGAAAGGGUGUCCAAAAUGGUGGGCUUUUUUCUGUUUUUGUUUUUUAUGUUUUCACAAAUUCCCCUGAGGUGUUGUACAUUAUCCAGCCUGGCUCUGAUGUCAGUAAUUAUUAAGGGCUACAUUUGAAUUCAUGAUUGUCAUAUGUCAGCCUCCUUAAUAAAAGUCCAAGGGUAGGUGAUGUAACCCCGAUGCAUUUAUUUAUUAACAUGUUUAAAUGAUGCCGAUGUUAAAAUGUUUAAUAGAAUAGAAUAUAAUAAUCAUUAAAUACCUCAUGUGUAUUCCAAGCAGCGUUUUCAUUUGUCUGGUAGACAUGUACUAGCAUAGGAUAAUCAUCAAUCAACUAUGUAUUUUAUCACAUAUCUUAAUGUGCUAUAUUGUAGGAGCUGUGGGCCUCCUCCCACAGCCCAGCUCCCGCACGGCUAGCUUUACACCAGAAAUAACAACACACAAAUUGUAUUCAUUUAAACACUGCUUGGCCCAUUAGCUCUAGCCCUUACUGGCUAAUUCUGAUAUCCCGAUCAACCCAUCUCUAAUAAACUGUGUAGCACCGGUCUUACCGGGAAAGAUUCAGCAUGUCUGACCUGGCGGCUUGCUUCAUCGCAUGCGUCUGUCCGGGAGAGGGGAGCAUGGCCUCUGAGUUCACUUCCUCUUCUUCCCAGCAUUCUGUUCUGUUUACUCCUCCCACCUAUGUUUUGACCUAUGAGGACCAAGCAGUUUCUUCAUUAUAAUUAACCAAUGAACUUCCUCCAUCAGUGCUAUGGAUGUGUGUGUGUGUGUGUGUGUGUGUGUGUGUGUGUGUGUGUAAUUUGAGUUUCCAUCUUUCUUCAUGUCCCUGUUAGUUAUCGAUUUUAUACUUUAUCUUGAAGUGCAGCAUUCUAAGGGAAUUAUUCAGAGGUGCCAGAUAAUGCAAUGGCAAGAAGAUUUAUUUUUAAAAAAUUUGGGUGUGUGUGUAAGGGGGUGAAGGAUUAUGGCUUUUGGGGGCCAUGAUACAUACGUAGAGACAGGAAGACAACUUUGUAGGAUUUCCUUUUUUUUCAUCAUAUGGGGGUCAAGAUGAGGUUUCCAGUCUUACAACAUAGCCAUUUCCCACUGAGACAUAUCACUGAUUCUCAAGAUUAGUCAACACAUUAUAUCACUAAAAUGUUGUCUUCUUUUCAGAUUUUAAACAUAUUUUCACCCAAAGAUAGAGGUAAACAGAACAAUUUGGAUAACAAAUCUUAUUUGCAAAUGAAAAUAAAAUACUAUUGAUCACCUUAUUUGUAAUGUGUUAGUUUAUUUUUUUGAAUGCCAUAAAAUUGUCUCUGAUUAUGAAUUUGGUUUUUGCUAAGCCUGAUGACUUGAAUUCUAUCCUAGGAAACUUAUAUUACUUCUAGAAUUUUUUCACUUAUUUCUACACUUGGGCUCUAGGAUAUACACACUUCCAUCUGACGUCUUAUAUUAUGCUAUAUUAUGAUAUGUUUGGAAACUAUAGGGUUUGCUCAGUAGUAUUGCUCUGUUAAAGAAGCAAGUCUGGAUCCUACCACCUACAUUACAUAGCUUGGAAGUACCUGUAAUUCAAGGUCUAAGAGAUCCAAUGCCUCAUCUGGCCUAGGGCACCAGAUAUGCAGAUGGUAAAAAGACAUAUGUAUUUGGGAUUAAAUAUUGUGAAAAGGUUUUCUUCAUGUAUAUGUUAUUUUCGAAAAGAAUUUAAAGUAAUUUAGGUAUAUAAGUCUUGCCUCUGUGUAUACCAAAUGCAUGUCAGUUACAAGUGGAGACCAGAAAAUGGUGUCAAAUCAUGAUCGAAGUUAGAGUGUUGUGAGCUAUCUCUUCGGUGCUGCAAAUCACAACAAGGCCCUGUGGAUGAGAAGCCUUUGCUCUUAGGUGCUGAGCCAUCUACUCAACCCCAUGAGCAUGACAUUAAUAGCAGUAAAGUGGGAAUAGUUGAUCCUAAAUUCAUCUUUACCCCAGACCUAAUGAUUCAGAAAAAAAAAAAAGGUUGAUUGCAUCAGACACUGAUUUAAACUUGGUGCCUUAAGAUGUUUCUAAGCCCAAAUUUCCACAAAAUGGAGGGAGAGUACAAAAAAUGAUCAGGAGAGAAACUAACAAGUUUUUAAAAAGUGGCUAACCAAUUGUCCAAAGCCACAAGACAGGUUGUCUCAACUCUGGCAUAUAGGCAGUGAUGUUAGCCCACAAGGACACAUGUCAGGUGUCUCCCUGCUGGAGUUUUAUGACUGAGUUCAGGGCAGUGAUGGUAAUGCACAAGGACGCGUCAGGUGCACCCCUGCUGGAGUUUAUGUGUCCUCUAUGGAGAGAAAAGGACUUUGGAAGCAUGAAGUCUGACUUGUCCAAAUCAUAUCAUCUUCUGUUUCUUUAAUGUCUUCAAAAGCUUCAGUUAGCGUCCUUUGGUGAUGGUGACUCCAGAUGACAUCCAGAUUAUCAGUAGAUCCUGAGACCUAAACAGAAGUCACCCUAAGGCUGGGGCACUCUUGUUGAAAUAAGAGCGGCGGGGCUGCAUCCCCGGCACCCGGCCGCCCGCCCGCAUGGCUAGCUUAUGUCCAGAAAUAAUUACAUGGAAACUGUAUUCUUUCAAACACUGCCUGGCCCGGCUAGUUCCAGCUUCUUAUUGGCUAGCUCUUACAUAUUGUUCUAACCCAUUUCUAAUAUUC
Messenger RNA from Alexandromys fortis (reed vole), 5762 nucleotides. RefSeq names its product zinc finger protein 120-like. NCBI's taxonomy places the organism in Eukaryota, Metazoa, Chordata, Mammalia, Rodentia, Cricetidae. Bases 612 to 1667 code for a protein of 351 amino acids. The transcript has 7 exons. The record is from RefSeq and is a predicted model, not a curated record. Gene Ontology annotation, biological process: regulation of DNA-templated transcription.